Molecule: messenger RNA, 1839 nt
Organism: Dendronephthya gigantea
Lineage: Eukaryota; Metazoa; Cnidaria; Anthozoa; Malacalcyonacea; Nephtheidae
Product: protein misato homolog 1-like
Exons: 3
Coding region: 458-1570 (370 amino acids)
Biological process (GO): mitochondrion distribution
Cellular component (GO): cytoplasm
Source: RefSeq, a predicted model, not a curated record
UCAAGGAGAAAGUCUGGAUUUAGCUUCUCCUAAAGAGAGAGAAGUUAUCACUUUUCAAGUUGGAAAUUACAGCAAUUUUGUCGGCGGACACUACUGGAAUUUACAAGAGAGCUUGUUCAAAGAGGCCUCUGCUAAAAAGAACUCUUUUAAUGAACUCUCGCAGGAUAUUUUGUACAGACACGGGUUGAAUUUUGAAACUGGUCGAAGCUCAUAUAAGCCUCGUGUUGUAUCAUUUGACUUGAAAGAAAACGUUAGAAACUUUCCUAGCGCAGAUGAAACGGCAACAGACGAUACUGAUGAUGGUAUUUUUUGGGAUGGAAAUGUGGAGAAAUACGACAGAGGAAGUAAAAAUAGCGGUUCAAAUACAGCCGAUGAAGUUGGUUUAUUUUGGACAGAUUUCACGUUGUCUUGUUUCCACGAUAAAUCUUCGCAAGUCGUUGACCUUCUGCAUAAUCAGAUGUCUGAAGGAUUUGAUCAUUUUGGCUGUGGAGAGAUGCUCUUUAAGUCUGGAAAGUUUUACAACGAGUUCGAGGACAGGCUGCACUUUUUUUCAGAGGAGUGCGAUAGGUUACAAGGCUUUCAGGUCUUCACAGAUAUUCAUGAUGGUUUUGCUGGCCUCUCAUCGAGUAUACUUCAAGAUUUAGCGGACGAUUAUUCAAAAAAGUUUUCUUUGUGUUUUGCAAUGAUGCCUGGAAUUCUUGGUGAUGAUGGUAAACAGACUGUUGAAAAGACUAUGUUAAAUACUAUGCUAAGUUUUGGAAAGUAUAUUGAGUCAGAUUGUCAGGUGAUACCACUGUCCUUGAGGAGUAGUUAUGGAUUGAGAAGGGAACCAGUUGAAUUCCCAUACAUCAAUUAUAAGGCUAGUUCCACAUACCAAACAAGUGCGAUCCUUGCCUCAGCGAUAGACACAGCGACAUUACCAUUUCGACUUUCAAAUGACCAGGCUACAGACAUCAGCACUUUAAUUGGACCCAUCUCAGUGGCUGGUAGAAAGAUUUCUGCAUUGACUAUGGGCUUACCGAUUCCUCUGAGCAGCACAGGCUCUGUAAACGACAUACUAAAUGGACCGAUGGAUUUUAACAUCUCCCUGACACCAGAUACAAGCCGACCUGAAAGCAUUCUUGCACAAACCACUGUAGUCCGUGGAAUACCAACCCAUUUGCUAAAACUGGAGGAAUACAAUCUCGUUUCACGAAGGUUAUCUGCAAUGCUUCAGUACAAAACCAACCAUGGACAUAUUUGCCCAAGUUAUGUCGUUCAGACCCCUUGUAAGUUCACCCUACAAUUUCCAGACAUUUUUAAACCCUCUGUUACUCAAAUUGGUUGCAUUAUCGAAGAUUAUAACCGACCAGAAGAGGUCAAAGUUAGUUCUACAUCAGCAAUGGCUAGUCUUGUAAAUUGUGAAGAAAUCUCAAGGCCUUUGGAAAGGCUGUACAAAGACACAAACAAGUUUGACGGAAUGAACUAUUCAGGGUUUUUAAAAGCAGGAACUGAACAGGCAGAUAUUGAAGACAGUAGAGAGAAACUGAAGGUCUUGGCUGAAGCAUAUAAGUCUGACUAUGAACUCUAAGGGCAGGGGGGUUGCCAACAUCCAUACAUUAGGGGGGCAAGCAUAUUUACAGGGCACCAUCGUCAUAGAUUAAACCACUGAUCUUCUUAAUAUAUCUGGACUAGUCUUGGUUUUGACUGACCUUCGCAAAUUCUGGAAAUCAUUAUCAAUUUGAAAGCUUUUGAAACUAACACAGUUAUUUGGAAAUGCAAACAAGAAUGGUGUGAACAGAUUUGAUCAAUGAUUUAUUCAUCAAACUCAAAAAAAUAGAAUGCAUUUAUUUACAAAUA